GUGAACAUAUUGAAGAUUAUAUAAGUGGAGCAAAAUCAGCAGAUACAAUAAGAAGGCUUAGAAGAUAGAAAGAGAAUAGCAUGGCUCCAAGCUCAUUCAGAAAAGCCAUUGGGGCAGUGAAGGAUACAACAAGCAUAGGCCUAGCCAAAGUUGGAAGCAGCACCUCGCUUGCCGACCUUGACGUGGCAAUCGUGAAGGCGACGAGGCACAACGAAUACCCGGCCGAAGAGAAGUAUCUUAGGGAGAUCCUGAGCUUAACAUGUUACUCUCGCGUAUUCAUCAGUGCUUGUGUGAAUACCAUCUCAAGACGUCUGAGCAAGACUAGAAGUUGGACGGUGGCUUUGAAAAGUCUUGUGUUGAUUCAAAGGCUGCUAGCAGAGGGUGAUCCUGCCUAUGAGCAGGAGAUAUUCUUCUCAACUCGCCGUGGGACUCGCCUUCUCAACAUGUCUGAUUUUCGUGACCACUCAAGAUCCGGUUCAUGGGACUUCUCUGCAUUUGUGCGCACCUACGCCCUGUAUCUAGAUGAAAGACUUGACUUCAAGAUGCAAAGCCGCCGUGGGAGGCACGGCAAAUUGAGUUUUGAUGAUGACGUGUAUAAAGAAAGGUUCAUUGAAAGGCAUAGAGAAAGAGGAUGCGAUAGUGAUGGAGACAGAGACAGAGACAGAGAAAAAAUCUACAAAGAAAGAGAAAGAGAAAGAGAAAGAGAAAGAGAAAGAGGCAGAGACAGAGACAGGGACAGAGACAUCGAUAAGGACAGGGACAGGGACAGAGAAGUUGUUGUAAGAUCUACACCAGUUAAAGACAUGACACUGGAUAAACUUUACUACAAGAUGCAUCAUUUACAAUUGCUGCUUGAGAGAUUUUUAGCAUGUCGUCCCACAGGGGCAGCAAAGGACCACAGAAUUGUGAUAGUUGCUCUAUAUCCGAUUGUGAGGGAAAGUUUCCAACUGUAUUAUGAUAUAACAGAAAUAUUGGGUAUCUUCCUUGAUCGCUUCCCCGAAAUGGAGGCAGUGGAUUGUAGCAAGGUAUAUGACAUCUUCUGUCGUGUCGGAAAGCAAUUCGAUGAGCUAGAUGUGUUUUAUAUCUGGAGCAAGAAUAUCGGAAUUGCACGUUUUUCUGAGUAUCCUGAGAUUGAAAAAAUCACGCCCAAGAAGCUAGAGAUAAUGGAAGAGUUUAUAAAAGGAAAGCUCGUCUUGCCACAGAACAACCAACAAGAAAAGAAGGAAGUUAAAGCCGCCAAGGAACCGGAACCAGAACCAGAAGAGGAUAUGAAUGCAAUUAAGGCACUACCACCACCAGAAGAAUCCAUUUCUGAGGCACCGGCAAAAGAGGAGCCAAAGAAAGAGCCACAAGUAGAAAAACCUGUGCAAAUGGAAGCUAAUUUGUUGAAUUUAGGAGACGAAACGGUAACUUGUGAAGACCAGGGAGACAAACUGGCCUUGGCUUUGUUUGAUGGAGCUUUACCAGCAGCAACAGGUGCAACCCAAGCACUUCCAUGGCAUGCAUUCGACGAAGCAGAAGAUUGGGAGACGGCAUUGGUCCAAUCAGGUAGCAACUUAUCGAACCAGAAGCCUGCAUUGGGUGGUGGCUUUGAUACAUUAGUGUUGAAUGGCAUGUACCAACGAGCAGAAAUGACAACAACAAUGCAAGGACCUGGUUAUGGGGUGAGUGGAAGUGCUAGCAGUGUGGCACUUGGUUCAGCUGGAAGGCCUGCAGUGCUAGCAUUGCCAGCGCCACCAACACCGGGCAGUGGUUUGAGUUCCGGCAGUGUAGAUCCCUUUGCAGCCUCUCUAUCUAUGGCACCGCCGUCUUACGUGCAAAUGUCGGAGAUAGAGAAGAAACAGAAGUUGUUGCUUGAAGAGCAAUUAAUGUGGCAGCAAUUUGAAAUGGAUCGGAGCCAAGGACAAGCUGCAUUCUUGAAGCAGCAGCAUCAACAACAUAAUAAAAAUCCUUAUUUCGGAGGUUAUCCAGAGAAUUAUGGCAAUUAUCAACGUUAAGUAGGUCAAAUUCCCUCACCUUUCUUAUUUGCUGUAGUAAAUAUUGUGUGCUGAUUAGAACAGUUGUUUGCGGGUUUUAUGUUUUAUUUCUACAUUUGGUGGCUGG
Arachis stenosperma is the source of this 2103-nucleotide messenger RNA. Its product is annotated as putative clathrin assembly protein At1g03050. The coding region runs from base 81 to 1997 and encodes 638 amino acids. Gene Ontology annotation, biological process: clathrin coat assembly; clathrin-dependent endocytosis; vesicle budding from membrane. The record is from RefSeq and is a predicted model, not a curated record. NCBI's taxonomy places the organism in Eukaryota, Viridiplantae, Streptophyta, Magnoliopsida, Fabales, Fabaceae. Gene Ontology annotation, cellular component: clathrin-coated pit; clathrin-coated vesicle. The transcript has 2 exons. Gene Ontology annotation, molecular function: SNARE binding; 1-phosphatidylinositol binding; clathrin heavy chain binding.